CACAGCCCAAGCACACCAGCCAGGACUUAUUUGACCUUUGACCCGUCCUCGAGACGGACAGACCCAGCUGCAGCUCCGACCGAAGAGGAUGACCACCGCUGCUGCAGCCGCUUCCCUGCUCGUCCUGUGCGCCCUGAUGGCGCCAGGCUGCGUCCAAGCAUGGGGCGGCCUCUUCAACCGAUUCAGCCCUGAGAUGCUUUCCAACCUGGGCUACGGCGGCCGUGCCGGGCCCUACAGGGCGCAACCCUUCCUCCAGAGUCCGGUAGAGGUGUUGGAAGAGCUGCAAGAGAACGACCUGGAACCGUGCUACGGCCGCAAGUGCACCUCAAACGAAAACUGCUGCCCCGGCUCCGUGUGCGUGGAUGUCGACGGAAUUGUCGGCUCAUGUCUCUUCGCAUAUGGACUGAAGCAAGGCCAACUUUGCCGACGGGACAACGACUGCGAGACUGGUCUGCUUUGUUCCGAUUCUGAUGGAGAGCCACGCACUUGUCAGCCACCAAACCGAACCAACAAGCAGUACAAUGAGGACUGUACCAUGAGCGGCGAAUGUGAUGUGACUCGAGGCUUGUGCUGUCAGUUGCAACGCAGACAUCGUCAGGCUCCACGAAAGGUUUGUUCCUACUUCAAGGACCCUCUGACUUGCAUUGGCCAGGUGGCUGCCGACCAGGUGAAGGUGGCAGUGGAGCACACCGCGGGCGAGAAGCGCAUCACCUCUAAGGUGGGCGCCUUCAACCAUCUGCGCAAGUGAAUCGGUCCCUGCGUCGACGGCGUUGCAACAAUUACUCUACCAUGGAAUCCGCUUCAUUUACACACAGUUACUCAAUUACAUAAAAAAGAUUACAGGAUGUUUUUUGACUCCAUCUCGCUAACAAGUAUAAAACUCUAUAUCUCUUUCCAUCCAUCAGUGAUUAUUGCCAAUUAUCGAUGUUUUUCAAAUUAGACGGAAAAAAAAUCUUGAUGUGACUCCGCGCUCUAUUUAUCUCUCUCUCUGGUAAGAACGAAAGUGCUCGUAUGGUUUUAGGUUUUCCACCCAUCGGCGCUUUUUGAUUCUUAUAUACACGCCGUGCGCCGAAGCGCGCGUGCAUAGUCUGAUAUUAUUGAAUCUGGUCUGUUGCUGAUCCCCUGACUUGAACAAAAUUUAAUUCGAGAGAAGCAUUUCGAUUAAAACCGAGUGCUCGUCUGCAGAUGAACAUAAAAAAUUUAUGCACACACACUCUCUUUAAAAAAUAAAAUAUAUAACGAGAUAACGCUGCAAAGUUACAGUAGAUUGACCCGCAAACAAACUGCCCACGAUUGUAAUACCAUGUUCUGAUUUUGACUCGUCUUGGAUUGUAUUAUACUCCAUGUAGUAAUUGUAGUGUCGAAUUUAUUCCGAUUAUGCAUUACGUACCGCAUAAUUAUGGUAUAAUUAUUAACGUAGCGUAAGUAGCGGUUAAUCCCUCUUUACUGGCUGAGGCAUUAUUCACCUAAAUGUAGAUGUUGCAUUAUCAAUUAUUAUAUUGUCGACAAGAAAACCACGAUUAAGCGCGAUUGUGCUUGAACGUUCGUACGGAUCUCGAGGCAUGAAAACAAAAAAUAAUGCCACUUUGCUAUGUGUCACCUUAUUACCAAUUAUUGCAAAACCAACCACUGCACCCAGCAAACCCCGACGCACCUGAUUGUGUGACUUUACUGAUACAAUAACCCUUGGGCGAGGAUUGACCGAAUCGACUUCUGCGGCCAGACGGUCACGCGUCUUCUGCCUCGACCUCUCUCUUAUCUUCCUAGGGCAAUAAAAGUGCACCGUGUCUGGCAGCAAAACUCCUUUCGGCGUCCGUCUGCGACCACCAGAAUAAGCAAAAUUACUAAGCUCUUAAGAUAAUAUAGGAGAGAAAAGAAAACACGCUUAACGCGCUUUCGAUCAAUGACGAGGCACUAAAAAAAAAUGCAAUAAUCGGCAAUAAUAAGCAUAGUAAAUAUCCUGUGUAGGUGUGUUUUAACCGGUGUGCGUGCAUGCGGCUCUAGCUUGUAAUGGAAAAAACACACGUAUAUAAAAAUGAUGCACACAAUGGUGGGCGCGUUGCAAUACAAGUUUUGGGUUUUGUUGGUCCAGCCGAGAAUCGCCUCUUCCGCUUUUCUCCCGUAGACGCGCAAUUCCUACAAACUUUUAUUCCAACCCACCGAGUUCAUGUUUGGUGUGAGACUAUUAUAGAUUAACAAAAAUGAAAUUAUACCGUGUAAAACUCUAAAUAAGAGGAAUAUACCCGUAAUACAUACAGAAUGACGCAUGUGUAAAGAAAAAAUAAUCAUAUCAUGAUGUAGAUUUUAGGUCCUAAAUCAGGCAUGGUAAUGCUAAACGAGACCGGGUGAGAUAAUUAAUCCUUUUACGCGCGACAGGACAUUUUUUCGGUUCAAGAUUUGAGCACUAGGACCUUCCAUAGCAUUCCGAUAAGCAAUUUUAGCGUGACCACAUUUCUCCCCAGACCUUUGAUUAAUUGCAGUGUUAUUUUACAAGUGGCAGAAAAGCAAAUACGACGAUUUCACGAGGUUCAUUUUGGUAUUACUCGAAUUUCCUUCUUGAGAAAAUUUUAAAGAAGAACCUCUGCAUGUAAAAUCUGCAGACCGAGAGCGAGCAAAAUGAUGAAAUGCACUAGCUGUUGAGGUUUGAAAUCCACCAAAGUAUAUAUUGCUCUCUCCAGAGGGGAUUGGACAGUCUCUCAAAACCAAAUAUUAAAAAAAAAAUGCUAUGGAGUCGACACUUAACGGAAAAAGGAACUAUAUACUGAAAAAUUAUAAGCCUGUUCAACACAUAUCAUUAUUACUUAAGAGGAAAAUUUUAGAGGAAAAAAAGAGAAAUGACGAUGAAUAAAACAUAUCAGCAGAUGAUAAGCUGCACCAGUUUCUUAAGGAAGAUCUAUUUUGUUAUUGAACGAAGUGAAUAUUUUGAACUGCUAUCAUAUAUCUUAUUUACUAUAAACGACUAUGUAGAAUGUACAUUAUUUACUGUGCUUUUAACUUCUGUGGAGGGCUGGAGAAUUUUAUCCCUCUCACCGACUAAUUAUUGCGAUGUUAUGGAAAAACUACAAUGUAUUCUAUUAUGUUACUCAGGUUGAACACUAUUUAUUAUUGACAUAUAUUGCGAGAUAUUUGAAUUAUAUGAUCGUUAGUGUUGGACAACAUCUGUCGUUCUCACAAAGUUGUAGCGUUUUCUUUUCCUUACGACAAAUUCAAAACACUCGUGCAUUAAAUUUUCAUUAAUGGCAUCCCAACGUUUCGAGUAUUAU
Neocloeon triangulifer is the source of this 3263-nucleotide messenger RNA. RefSeq names its product prohormone-3. The transcript has 5 exons. The record is from RefSeq and is a predicted model, not a curated record. The coding region runs from base 89 to 748 and encodes 219 amino acids. Lineage: Eukaryota; Metazoa; Arthropoda; Insecta; Ephemeroptera; Baetidae.